AUGAAAUGGAAAGGCGUGCCACUGGAGAUAAGACCGAGAAUCCAAAGAACGCAACUUGAUACGGAAGCUAAAAAUACUAUCAAAGCGAUUGACACGACCAUAAAAGAAACCAUCAAAGACACAACAGAAUUUGAGGACUUGUGUCAUAAAGUCUAUUGUGCGGCGAUCACGACGAACCUAAUCCUUUCAACAAACCCAAUAGAACAAGACCAGAAAAAGCAACCUCAAAAACCGCCUUGGGAGGAGCGACUAGAAAGACGAAUAUCAACGUUACGAAAGGAAAUAGGUAUAAUACACCAAUACAUAAACAACGACAAAGUGAGUAAUAAAGUUCGGAAAAAGCUAAGAGAGUACACAAACAGAAUAAAGCUGAAGGAAAGAGAAGCACAAUUCAAAACAAAGCUGCGUAUACACCAUGAGAAACUGAAACAUAAAAUAGCUGCUUUAGGAAAUCGCCUAGGACGGUAUCAUAAGAGGACCCAGAGAUAUCAACAAAAUAACCAAUUCGCUAACAACCAGAGAAUAUUCUUUAGGAAUUUAGACCACCAAAACGAUAUACAGAAAGAGAAACCCUCAAACCCAAACAAAAUGCUGGAGCACUGGACGUCCAUAUGGUCGGUUGAAGAUACACACAACAAGAACUCUUCCUGGAUUAAAGUAGAAAAGGAAGCACAAGAGAAAUUGCGAGAGAUGCCAAGAGUGGAGGUGAAUGAGGAAGAUAUCAGAGAAACAACUAAAAGAAUAAAGAACUGGGCUUCCCCAGGAGUGGAUGGGAUUCAUGGUUACUGGUGGAAGGCUCUGACAUCGACUCAUAGUGUGUUAGCGCGACUAAUGGAAGAUGCCUUAGAAAAUCCAGAAUUCAUACCCCGAUAUUUUACCAAAGGGAAAACGUUUAUGGUACCAAAAAAGGGAGAUCUGGCACAACCCGAAAAUUAUAGGCCAAUCACCUGUCUUUCAUCUGCCUAUAAAAUUAUUACAUCCACGCUUGCCCACAAAAUCAACACACACCUCAAGAGCAACAAUGUGAUAGCCUGGGAGCAAAACGGGUGCAAAAAUAAAAGUCGCAGAAGCAAGGAACUCCUGGUGAUAGACAGAGAAAUCACUAGACAGGCAAAAAAGAAGAACAAGAACAUAGCCCUGGCCUGGAUUGAUUACCAGAAAGCCUUUGACUCUGUCCCACACUCAUGGCUGAUCGAAGUACUGAAAAUAUACAAAGUAGACCGUAAAGUAAUAAACAUGCUCAAGUUCCUCAUGACCACAUGGAGGACAUCCUUAACAGUCAGCCAAGGGACAGAUAGUUACGAGACCCCAGAAAUAAAAAUCAGAAGAGGCAUCUUUCAGGGAGAUGGCCUGAGCCCACCAUGGUUUUGCUUGGCGCUCAAUAUACUGAGCAAAAUGCUGAAUAGAUCGGCAUACGGAUACAAUGGGACGAGCACAACUGGAGGGAUUAUUGGAGCUGGUUAG
Molecule: messenger RNA, 1464 nt
Organism: Harmonia axyridis
Lineage: Eukaryota; Metazoa; Arthropoda; Insecta; Coleoptera; Coccinellidae
Exons: 2
Coding region: 1-1464 (487 amino acids)
Source: RefSeq, a predicted model, not a curated record